Papilio polytes (common Mormon) is the source of this 1019-nucleotide messenger RNA. RefSeq names its product dnaJ-like protein 60 (gene DnaJ-13). Lineage: Eukaryota; Metazoa; Arthropoda; Insecta; Lepidoptera; Papilionidae. Gene Ontology annotation, biological process: protein refolding. Gene Ontology annotation, cellular component: cytoplasm. The transcript has 7 exons. The record is from RefSeq and is a predicted model, not a curated record. Bases 113 to 931 code for a protein of 272 amino acids.
CGACAGUUGAUGUGUCAUUAUGAUUUGACAUUUGGUAAAAAUAAUGAAAAUUACCGAAUAAUAUGAUUUACUUUGAAACAAACAUUUUUGGACCUAAAAGCGUAAAAUCGUUAUGUUUUUAUUAAAACGGGCUGACUUCAAAUUUGUAUAUGCUUGUACACGAUUGUAUAGCUAUGGAAGGAGAUCUCAUUAUGACGUUUUAAAUUUGCGUAAGAAUUGUACAGAUAAGGAAAUAAAAGAUGCAUAUAUAAAGUUGAGCAAACAAUACCAUCCUGACAAGAAUAAGAACACUAAAGCGCAGGAACAGUUUGUUCAGGUGCAGGAAGCUUACAAUGUACUGAGCAAGCCUGGCAGCAGAGCUCAGUAUGAUAGUACAAUUGACAUAGAUGUCAACAGUGGCUAUGUAUAUAGAACACAUGUACCAUAUAAUAUACGUAGAAAUCCUUACUAUGGCUUCACUCAAGACACCAGCAAGGCUAGAACUGAAACAAAUUCCUACUAUGGAGUCAAAGGUGUCAAGAAGUUGCCAAACACAGCUAUCAUAGUACUAUGUUUUGGUAUAGCUAUUUUUGGUGUGCUGUUACAGUUUAUUGUCAUCAGAAAUUCGUACUUAAGUCGUCAUCGACAUAUACAAGAAAGAUCUAUGAUGUGUGGGGAUGAACUGGAGAAAGUGCGUGCGGCCGCGCAAGGGAAAUCAAAUGAGACACAGACGAGAAUAAUGUUAGAGAAAAUUGUAGCAGCGUCUAAUCCUUCUGCAGCCACAGCCUCCCUCGGACAGUCUCUAGCUAAUGACAAAAAGAACUCGAUGAAGAUUUGCAGUCGAUGUAAUAAUUUAAAAGAAAAUGGCAGCGAGUGCCUCGUGUGCGCACCCAAAGGUAGCGACAUCACUUACACUGAUGUCGUAAAGAAAAUAACCUCUUAUUUAUAUUGAAAAAAUAUAUUUAUUAUUCCGAAAACUGUGAUCUUAAGUAACAAGUAAAUAUGUAAAGUAACAAGACAAUAAAUUAUAAGUAACAGUA